This is a messenger RNA of Heterotrigona itama, 2930 nucleotides long. The record is from the annotation of a GenBank genome assembly. NCBI's taxonomy places the organism in Eukaryota, Metazoa, Arthropoda, Insecta, Hymenoptera, Apidae.
AUGAAGAAUAAAUUGGGUACGUUUAUGCUCACCGGCUUCGUUAAAUAUAGCAUGCAUGCGGUGUCAGUAUAUUGGCCGUUCUCGUGGGUUGAGUUUUGCUCCAAAUUUUGCUUUUAAUUUGCAGGAUUUAUAUUUAUUUCAAAUAUCCACUAUGUUUAAAAGAAGACUUCAAGCUCUUGGAUAUUUGGAAUGGAACAAAGUUAAUAUAAACGGUUUGUCUCGUGUACUUGUAGUAACAAGGAAUUCUAACAUUGAUAUUAUUACUAACAAGAUCUAGUAUCAUGUUUGUUGAGCGAUAAAUUCAGGAAUAUAUUUAUCUUUCUCGAACGUUCUACACUUAAAUAAUAUUCUAUAUAUAUUGAAUAAAUCCUAUUAUCAAUGUUAAAAAACCGUAUCGUUAUAGGUUAUAAUGAUCGGCAUAACGCGAUGAAAAAAACGUUGUCUUUACUCUCGUAAAACAUUUUACGAGAUUGGAAUAAGUAAAAAGUUUAAUUUUUCUAUCUGUUGCAGAUCCACAACAUUUUCGUAAAGUAGUACUUUGGUUAGAAGAUCAAAAGAUACGCCAGUAUGAUAUACAAGAUAGAAAAGAUUUACGCGAUAUAAAAAGCGAAUAUUGGCCUAAAGCUUUCGCUAAAUAUUGUAAGGAUAUUCAAUGUCCAAUAUUUGAUAAUGAUGUGGAUCAACUUGAAUGGCUGAUUGGCUGUGCAAUCUGGUUUGAGACAGACAACAAUACUGAACAAUAUUCACAGAAUAUAAAAGAAAUGAAGUUGAAAAUGAAACAGGAAGCAUUAGUGCCUCAUCUUAAGUCUAAAAAUCCACUCGACAAUUUGGACUUUGCUCCGAAUCCCGCGACAUCCAAAUCAUUUGAUCACAUUAAAAGCCUGCAGUAAGCUAGUACAAAGGAGAUUAAAUUCUGAGUGCCUAAGGAAUCCAAAUUCCAAAAUUGUUCGAGGCAAACCAUUUCCUAUUAUGAACUGUGAUCCUGGCUUCCAAUUGAAGAAGACAGCAGUGGAAAAUGCAGCUAAAAUCCUUGCUCUCCUUUACAUCCAAAAUAUUAGGAAUCUCCAAACAAAAAUCAACGAAGUGAUCGUCCGUGUACAGAAUAUUACAGCUAAUCCUAAGACAGACACCAAAGAAGAUCCGAUCGGCAUGUCGACUAAACAUAAAAUUCCGGCGGCGAAGAAGAGCCGCGCGAAACAGAGGAAGGUCGAAUACGACGAGGAGGAUAUCUCGAGUGAGCACGACUCGGACGUUGAUGACGCUGAGACCGGCUCGAAUGCUGAUGGCGAGGACGCCGCCGAAGAUGAUCUUACUGACGUCUCCAAUAUCCCGGAAUUACCACCACCCGAGGGAGGAUGGGGUAAACCUGGAACAUUGCUCAUGUGUGGCUUGACAAACUGGGACAUGGCAGGCCGUAAGGCUCCACCAAAAGGAGUGAAAGCCAAUGUAGGACGUAGUCUGUGGACCCCGCAUACGUUCAAAAACUUGAAUAGUGCUAGGAUCAGAUUAGUUGCUUCUGGUCCAGCUGCUUCUCAUAGUAUUAUUGUUACUGAAGAUAAUAGAUGCUUAGCUUUUGGUAGAAAUGAUAAAGGCCAGCUGGGCAUUGGCGAUACGAAACGUCGGGAUGAACCUACGGAAGUUACAGCGCUGAAAGGUCACACUGUAAUAGGAGCCUCUUGCGGCCGUAAUCACACAUUAUUUUUAACGAGUCGCGGAAUCGUAUUCGCAGCCGGAGACAAUAAACUGGGCCAAUGCGGUGUCGGGAAAUCCGACGCUUGCAUUGUCUCUGCUACUAAAGUCAAGUAUUCUGGCCCGCCGAUAGUGAAAGUAGGAUGCGGCGCAGACUUUUCAAUGAUUCUGGACAUUAAAGGUGGCCUGCACUCGUUUGGAAGCCCGGAGUACGGUGCACUUGGCCAUAACACAGAUGGGAAAUAUUUUAUAACGAACACGAAAAUGGCAUUUCACUUUGAGAAAGUGCCUAAGAGAAUCGUUUUGUACAUUGAAAGAGCAAAGGAUGGCCAUGUCACGCCGUUAGAUCGUGUUGAGAUCACAGACUUUAGUUGCGGGCACUAUCAUACUGUGGCGAUCGAUAGCAAAAAUCGUGCGUUCUCCUGGGGAUUCGGUGGUAUCGGUCGUUUGGGUCACAACGAGCAACGAGAUGAAUUAGUACCUCGUCUAAUAAAAUUCUUGGAACCGCCUACUCGAGGCGUCAGAGCUGUAUAUUGUGGCAGUACUUACAGCAUUGCCAUUAACGUUCACGGAUCAGCUUUGAUGUUCGGACAGACGAAACGUACAGGAGAAGCGAAUAUGUAUCCGAAGCCGAUCCAGGAUUUGUCCGGUUGGGAAAUUAGAUGUGUCGGAUGUUCCCAGACUAGCGUAGUAGUCGCAGCUGAUGAUUCGGUUAUCGCUUGGGGUGCUAGCCCUACUUUCGGUGAAUUGGGUUUUGGCGAAAUGCGUAAGUCCUCUACUACUCCAAUGGAAGUGAAAGCGUUAGAAGGUUUGUACAUUACUGCUGUUACCUGUGGCCUCUCUCAUACCCUUAUGAUUUGUCGAGACGAAUCCGAAGAAGAGAAGGCUAAAAUUAACAAACUCCAAGUGUAUUCUGUUUAAAUCGCAUAAUUUUCAGUUCGAUUAUACAAAUACUACUCGAAUUGCCUCGUGUGUCGAGGCAUUUGGAAAUUUUUUUAUACUCAUCGCAAUCGUUACUGCAUUUAAAGGAACAAGAAAAAAAAAAAAGAAAGAAAAGAAAAUCAAUUUGUAAUGAAAUUGUAAUGAAGUUACUUUAAAUAACUUAAAGGAAAGAUUGAAAGAUCUGUGAACAAUUUAUUAAUAGACUGUGAAAAACGUCCAUAUAAAAUAUAGACUUAACGUUACUCUCUACUUUGUACUUCCACUUUUACUUAAUAAUAUGAAGAAAAGUUUACCAUAAU